AUGUCGGCCGUUGGUGUCAAGCGGGAUCACAAUGGCCGUGCUAAGGCCGUGGCUGAUGGCCCGCGCGGCCGUUUUCACGACAUGUUUGAGGGUUUCCGCGACGAGCUGGACCAGCACCACGACAGACGCGAGCGCCUUGUCAAAGUCUCGAGAGACGUAACAGCACAAAGUAAAAAGAUCAUUUUUGCACUACAAAGAGUCAAGGAACUCAACAAAGAGCUACCGCCCAAUAUCCAAAAGGACAUGGACACCAGGAUAGCCGAAAUAGCCACGCUGCUCGGGUCCAUCGCGCCGGACCUGCAGUCCAUCAACCGCUACCGCUACCAGUCCUCCAUGCGGUGCCUCGAGGAGCUCGUCGAGGCGCUGUCCUUUGCGCACUACCUGCGCCACCAGACGCUCAUCACCCCGGAGCAGACGCAGGCCGCCGUGCCGGCCGACGUCCGCCUCACCGAGUACGACUACAUGUAUGGCGUCUUUGACCUGUUUGGCGAGCUGAUGCGCUUCGCCACCAUCACGACGGCGCAGACCGGCCAGCUGCUGGGCGACCACGGCCGCACGCUGCUUAGCGACAUGCAGGAGCUGGGCUGCGCGUACGAGAUGAUGCGUGACGUGCCGACGAGGGACUACCGCAACAAAGUCGAGGCCAUGCGCCAGAGCGUCAAGAAGGUGGAGAAGCUGGGCUACGGCCUCGUCGUUCGCGGCAGCGAGCGGCCCAAGGGAUGGGUUCCGGACAUGAAGGAGGAUAUUGCUGAUCAUGGAUCUCCAUAG
Molecule: messenger RNA, 768 nt
Organism: Akanthomyces muscarius
Lineage: Eukaryota; Fungi; Ascomycota; Sordariomycetes; Hypocreales; Cordycipitaceae
Exons: 3
Coding region: 1-768 (255 amino acids)
Cellular component (GO): nucleus; cytoplasm
Molecular function (GO): sequence-specific DNA binding; RNA binding; RNA endonuclease activity
Source: RefSeq, a predicted model, not a curated record